AUGAUUCAUGCAGAUCGUAUGCCUGCCAAUGCACAUAAAGGACGUUUCAAUGCACCAUCAGCCAACGAGGUGGCUCUGGUGAUUGUAGGACAGCAGUUUCAGCAGAGAGACAUCAUCCUUGAAAGCCGCAAUGCAAAACAGCAACGAAUAAGCGAACUCCAUAGGGCAUAUGAUGCCCUGCAAUAUCCUCCCAUGUUUUGCUAUGGGGAAGAUGGAUAUUCAGUUGAUGUACUUCAGCAAGAUACUGCUGAUAAGUUGGGGCCUACUACUAAAUUACCUGUCAAGAAAACUGUUUCUGCAGCUCAGUUUUAUUCCUGGCGUAUAAUGUUACGAGAUACAGAAGAAAAUUAUCUGUUACGCUACUGUGCUCUUCUAAGUCAAUUUUUAGUUGAUGAGUAUGCUAAGAUAGAAACUGAAAAACUGAAUUUUCUCAAAUACAAUCAAAGCAAACUGAGAUCAGAGGAAUACAUUCAUUUAAGAGAUGAAGUAGGAAGGUAUGAUGCUGAUCAAAUAGGACAGAGAGUGGUAUUACCAUCAUCGUUUAUCGGUGGACCCCGUUACAUGCACGAACGAGCUCAAGAUGCCAUGUCAUAUGUACGUCAUUAUGGAAGUUCAGAUUUAUUUAUAACUUUCACGUGUAACCCAAAAUGGAAAGAGAUUCAGCGAGAAUUGUAUCCCGGACAGAAGCAUUAUCAACGUCAUGACAUCAUUGCGAGAGUUUUCCAUAUGAAAGUGAAGGAGUUUAUGGAUCUUAUAGUUAAAGGACAAGUUUUUGGUAAAGUUCGGUGUCACAUGUUAUCUGUAGAGUGGCAAAAACGAGGGUUGCCCCAUAUUCAUUGCCUGCUGUGGCUGGAAGAAGCCAUUACUGCUGAUAUGGUUGAUAAAGUUGUGUGUGCUGAAAUUCCAGAUGUUGAUCGUGAUCCCCUUCUCUAUGAUAUUGUUAAGGCUAAUAUGAUUCAUGGGCCAUGCGGAAGAGUAAAUACAUUUUCUCCUUGCAUGAAAGAUGGUUGCUGCACAAAACGAUAUCCUCGCCCUUUCGUCCAAGAAACGCAGAGGGGACUAGAUGGUUAUCCUUUGUAUCGUAGGAGAACUCCAGAGGACGGUGGUUUCACAGUUAAUCUUAAAGGAUUUCAGUUAGAUAACAGAUGGGUUGUACCAUACAAUCCCGUUUUGUUGCGUACUUUUGAAUCUCAUAUCAAUGUUGAGAUAACGAAUUCCGUAAAAUCCAUAAAGUAUGUUUGCAAAUACAUCACUAAAGGAAAUGAUCAAGCAGCCUUCAUUUUAAAGAAUGAUAAAGAUAUUGAUGAGAUAGAGAUAUACGAAUCUGGCAGAUAUAUCAGCAGUUCAGAAGCAGUGUGGAAAAUAUUGGGAUUUCCUAUUCAUGAGAGAUACCCUGCAGUAAUUCAUCUUGCUGUGCAUCUGGAAAAUGGCCAACGUGUUUACUUCACCGCACAAAAUAUUCAUAACAAAGUUGUAAAACCUCCAGAGACAACACUUUCGGCAUUCUUCAACCUUUGCAAAAUUGAUGAGUUUGCCAGAACACUUCUGUAUGUUGAAGUUCCUUCGUAUUAUGUGUGGCAACAGAAUAAAAAGUUUACAAGACGUAGGCGGGGAGAGAAAAUUGAUCAAUGGCCAGGGAUAAAGAAAGAUUCUGCUUUAGGACGCGUUUACACAAUUCAUCCUAACAAUGUUGAGUGUUACCACCUACGCCUCCUCCUCCAUCAUGUUAGAGGUCCAACAUCUUUUUCUUAUUUAAAAACUGUAAGCAAUGUUGAAUACCCUACAUUCAAAGCUGCAUGCAUGGCAAUGGGAUUGCUCGAGGAUGAUAAACAGUGGCAAUACACUAUUGAGGAAGCUAUUUUAAGCAGCUCAUCAUUCAAACUGCGAGAACUUUUUUCAGUGAUCUUGGUAUUUUGUCAUCCCUCUGAUCCACGAAGCCUUUGGGAAAAGUACAAGGACAGUUUUUCAGAAGACAUCCAGUUUCAGCAUGAAAGACAACUGCAAGACUCCGCUCUUUCAACUAAGGACAAAGCGUACAACCAAUGCUUGAUUCUGAUUGAAGACACUGUUCAGACUCUGGGAGGUCAGCGCUUAAUGGAUUAUGGUUUACCUCAGCCUGAGCGAUUUGAGACUAAUUUGCAAAACAGAGAGUACAUGCGAGAAACAAAUUUUGAUCUUGAAGAUUUGAAGAAAAAAGUACAUAAUGCUGAAGCCUCUCUAACAGGCGAACAGUCCAGCGUAUAUCAAAAGGUCCUCAACAGCCUCGAGUCUGGAGACGGAUUAUAUCCUGAAUGUGCUGGCAAAAUUAUUAUACCCCACGCACUCGCUACGAUAGUAACGGAAUUGCCAGAUCUCAUCGCCAAGAUUUAUCCUGAUGUUGCUGAUAUAAAAAAUAAGCCCAUUGAAUGGUUGUGCGAGCGUGCCAUCUUAUCUCCAAAAAAUGAUACAGCCGCAGAAGUCAACAGCAUCUUAUUAAAGUCGUUUACUGGAGAAGAUAUUUACUACAAAUCUUUUGAUACAACAACAAAUCGUGAUGAUGCAGUGCACCUUUGGGAAAAGUACAAGGACAGUUUUUCAGAAGACAUCCAGUUUCAGCAUGAAAGACAACUGCAAGACUCCGCUCUUUCAACUAAGGACAAAGCGUACAACCAAUGCUUGAUUCUGAUUGAAGACACUGUUCAGACUCUGGGAGGUCAGCGCUUAAUGGAUUAUGGUUUACCUCAGCCUGAGCGAUUUGAGACUAAUUUGCAAAACAGAGAGUACAUGCGAGAAACAAAUUUUGAUCUUGAAGAUUUGAAGAAAAAAGUACAUAAUGCUGAAGUCUCUCUAACAGGCGAACAGUCCAGCGUAUAUCAAAAGGUCCUCAACAGCCUCGAGUCUGGAGACGGAUUAUAUCCUGAAUGUGCUGGCAAAAUUAUUAUACCCCACGCACUCGCUACGGUAGUCACGGAAUUGCCAGAUCUCAUCGCCAAGAUUUAUCCUGAUGUUGCUGAUAUAAAAAAUAAGCCCAUUGAAUGGUUGUGCGAGCGUGCCAUCUUAUCUCCAAAAAAUGAUACAGCCGCAGAAGUCAACAGCAUCUUAUUAAAGUCGUUUAUUGGAGAAGAUAUUUACUACAAAUCUUUUGAUACAACAACAAAUCGUGAUGAUGCAUGGGUAAUGUGA
This is a messenger RNA of Uloborus diversus, 3162 nucleotides long. RefSeq lists its product as uncharacterized. The transcript has 5 exons. NCBI's taxonomy places the organism in Eukaryota, Metazoa, Arthropoda, Arachnida, Araneae, Uloboridae. Bases 1 to 3162 code for a protein of 1053 amino acids. The record is from RefSeq and is a predicted model, not a curated record.